ACUCUGUGAGCUUAAUGUUGCCUGAGAACUUGCAUGAAGUGAGCAAAUGAGUUAGAAACAUGGCAUUGUUGAUUGUACUGAUUACCUGCUUUGUGAUUAUUCUUGCUACUUCCCAGCCUUGUCGGACCCCUGAUGACUUCGUGGCUGCCACUUCUCCGGGACAUAUCAUGAUUGGAGGUUUGUUCGCCAUUCAUGAAAAAAUGCUGUCCUCAGAACAUUAUCCCAGACGACCAGAAAUCCAGAAAUGUGUUGGGUUUGAAAUAGCAAUGUUUCUUCAAACUCUUGCUAUGAUACACAGCAUCGAGAUGAUCAAUAAUUCAACAUUAUUAUCUGGAGUCAAACUGGGGUACGAAAUCUAUGACACUUGUACCGAAGUGACAGUGGCAAUGGCAGCUGCUCUGAGGUUUCUUUCUAAGUUCAACUGCUCCAGAGAAAUUGUGGAGGUUAAGUGUAGCUAUUCCAGCUACACGCCAAGGGUGAAGGCUGUCAUAGGGGCUGGCUACUCAGAAAUAAGCAUGGCUGUCUCCAGGAUAUUGAGUUUACAGCUCAUGCCACAGGUGAGUUAUGAAUCAACGGCAGAAAUCCUAAGUGACAAAAUUCGCUUUCCUUCAUUUUUACGAACUGUGCCCAGUGACUUCUACCAAACUAAAGCAAUGGCCCACCUGAUCCAGAAAUCUGGAUGGAACUGGAUUGGCAUCAUAACCACAGAUGAUGACUAUGGACGACUGGCUCUCAGCACUUUCGUACUUCAGACCAUGGCAAAUAACGUGUGCGUAGCCUUCAAAGAAGUUCUCCCAGCCUUCCUCUCAGAUAACACCAUUGAAAUCAGGAUCAAUCAGACACUGGAGAAAAUCAUAGCAGAAGCCCACGUUAAUGUCAUUGUGGUAUUUCUGAGGCAAUUCCAUGUUAUCAGUCUCUUCAGUAAAGCCAUUGAAAGGAAUAUAAAUAAGGUCUGGAUUGCUAGUGAUAAUUGGUCGACAGCCAUCAAGAUUACCACCAUUCCUAACAUAAAAAAGAUCGGCAAAGUUGUGGGGUUUGCCUUUAGAAAAGGGAAUGUGUCCUCUUUCCAGUCCUUUCUUCAAAAUCUGCAUAUGUUUCCCAGGGAACAUAACAAACCCUUAAAUGAAUAUGCCAUGCUCUUGUCUGCCUGUGCUUAUGUCAAAGACAGUGAUUUGAGUCAAUGCAUUUUCAACCAUUCUCAGGGGACUUUGGCCUACAAGGCUAACAAGGAUAUAGACAGGAACUUCUCCCUGAGAAAUGACUUCCUGUGGGAUUACACUGAGCCAGGACUUGUUCACAGUAUUCAGCUCGCUGUGUUUGCCCUUGCUUACGCCCUUCGGGAUCUGUGCCAAGCUCGAGACUGUGAGAACCCCAACGCCUUUCAACCAUGGGAGUUACUAGAUGUACUGAAAAAUGUGACGUUCACGGAUGGAGGAACGUCAUUUCAUUUUGAUGCCCAUGGGGAUAUGAAUACUGGAUAUGAUGUUGUGUUCUGGAAGGAGGUCAAUGGCCACAUGACUAUCACCAAGAUGGCACAAUAUGACUUGAAGAAUGAUGUCUUUAUCAUCACAGACCAGGAAACAAAAAAUGAGUUCAGGAAUCUUAAGCAAAUUCAAUCCAAAUGCUCCAAGGAAUGCAGUCCUGGGCAAAUGAAGAAAACCACCAGAAGUCAGCACACCUGCUGCUAUGAAUGUGUGAACUGCCCUGAAAACCACUACAGUAACCAGACGGACAUGGAUCACUGCCUUUUAUGCAACAACGAAACUCACUGGGCCCCUGUAAAGAGCACCACGUGCUUCGAAAAGGAAGUGGAGUAUCUCAGCUGGAAUGAUGCCCUGGCUGUCCUGCUCCUGGCACUUUCCCUGCUGGGAAUGGUGUUUGUUCUGGCUGUUGGCAUAAUAUUUACAAGAAACCUGAACACGCCCGUUGUGAAAUCAUCUGGGGGAUUAAUGGUCUGCUACGUGAUCCUCCUCUGUCAUGUCCUCAAUUUUGCCAGUACCGGCUUUUUCGUCGGAGAACCACAAGACUUCACGUGUAAAACACGGCAGAUGCUAUUUGGCGUGAGCUUCGCUCUCUGCAUCUCCUGCAUUUUGACCAAGUCCCUGAAAAUACUGCUUGCCUUCAGCUUCGAUCCCAAGUUACAGAACUUCCUGAAGUGCCUCUAUAAACCGAUCCCCAUCAUCUUCACGUGCACAGGUAUCCAGGUGGCCAUUUGCACCCUCUGGCUAAUCUUUGCAGCCCCUACGGUGGAAGAGAACGUCUCCUUGCCCAGAGUCAUUAUCCUGGAAUGUGAGGAGGGGUCCAUCCUUGCCUUUGGCACCAUGCUGGGCUAUAUUGCCAUCCUGGCCUUCAUCUGCUUCCUCUUUGCCUUCAAAGGUAGGAAAUUACCCGAGAAUUACAACGAAGCCAAAUUCAUCACAUUUGGUAUGCUCAUUUACUUCAUAGCGUGGAUCACAUUCAUCCCCGUGUAUGCCACCACCUCUGGCAAAUAUUUGCCAGCUGUGGAGAUUAUCGUUAUUUUAAUAUCUAACUACGGGAUCCUGUGUUGCACAUUCUUCCCCAAAUGCUAUGUUAUUCUUUGUAAGCAAGAGACUAACACAAAAUCUGCCUUUCUCCAGACGGUGUAUAGUUACUCUUCCCACAGCGCAGGCAGCCUGGCCACGAGCCAUGUUUCACUGGACUCCACCAACAGCAACAGCACAGCCACCAAUCCCGGCUCUGGUGGCAAGCCUGCAGCCUGGCCCAAGAGCAAAGAUCUCCAGACGCAAGCAUGUGCGCACAUAUGCAACGAGAAUGUUACAGGGGCACCUAAAACUCGGCCUCGAAAACGAAUUUCAAGCAUAUGAAUGCAUCCUAAGAGGUUGCAUGUUCCAGAAUAAAAUGUAUCUAGGGUCUUUGCAUUUAAGAUGCGCGUUUACUUUCCGGGCAACUGUGUUCUAUGCAUUUCUUCGCUGCCACUAUUUUCACCAAGUUUUGAUUGAACACCACCCCCUUUCCAAACACUUGUUUAACAAAGAAAGUAGAUUCCUCAACCUGCAACUCACUUUAUUCCUUACCACUUCCAUCUGCUUCCAUCUUUACCUCCUUCCCCUUAAGCACAUAGCUAAAGAUAUCUCUUCUGUUCAAAACUAGCCCAUAAUAUAGCAUCCUUAUUCUAUCCUCUACCAGUUCUUUCAAACCUCUUUGUAGGGUUCUCUCCUUGCCUCUUGAGCAUCUUCAGCUCCUCACCCUACCCCCCUGCACAGUCUAGUUGAACAAGCAUUUGAGCAGUUUUCAUGUGCCAGCUGAUAUGCUAAAUACAAUGGAAUAGGAAGAUCAAGGCAUCAUUCCUGACUCCAGGGAGCUCAAAAUCCAGGAGAAGACAGUAACACGUAGACAUCUCCAAUUCAGUAUGAGAAUUCUGAGAUUGUAAUAUGCGUAGGGCCCUAGAACAGUUUAGUGAAGUGGCACUUAGCCACCCUGGGAGAUGAUGGGAGGGUUACAAAGAAGUCCAAAUAAAGGAUAUAAUAUAUAGAUGAAGUCCUGAAAGAUGAAUAAGAGUUUGCUAAUCAAAAAGUACAGAAAGCUGUUCCAGGUAAAGGGGGGAAGCGGGAACAGCAGCAGAAAGGAUAUUGAGAAGGUAUGUUCAAGGAAAUGCAGUCAUUUUGGUCAUAAAUGAAUGUUAAAGACUUGAGUUCUUCUAUAAGGAGCUUAGGUCUUCACCAUGUGGGUAAAAGGUGGCCAUAAAAAGUAUCUGUAGAAAGAUGAUAGGUUCCAAGGUCCAUGUCAGGAAGAUCAUUCUGAUGCAGAAUAGAGAAUGGAGUCUAGCUGAGGGAGGUUUAGGAUCUAUCCCAGGAACAGAAAGGAGAAUACAUAUGUAUAUGUAAUCAAGCUGUAUAGGAGGUGACUGUUUACUUGAAGUAGUUGGUGAAGGAUAACAUAUAGGCUUCUAGUUUGGUUUAUUGAAGGGUGACAUGGAAUACAGGCGGAAGACUGGUUAAGAGUAGAAGAUGAAAUACUGAAUUUGUAGUGACUGGAAUAAUUUCAAAAUGUAUCGAACAUUCAUAUGAAUGUAAGACUCUGAGGUCAGGGGAUAGGUCAGGGCUGGUGAUAAAGAUUUGGAUGCCACGUUCACAUCACUCCCAUCCUUAUAAAACAGUUAAACACACAAAAUAACAAUGACUCCAGUGCUGAUAUUCUCUCUAGCCACCCCCUCCUUUCCACAACCGAGUGUUUGAAAGGGUAAUGCCCUUGUUGACUUGUGACCCGCUAGUCCUGAACCUACUCAAAACUGGCUCCUACUUACAUCACUUCGCUGAUAUAGUUCAUAGAGAAGUUACCUGUGACUUUUUACCUGUCAAAUUCAAUGGUCAUUUUUAAGCAUUCACUGCCCUUGAAUCUUAAUAACAUUUGUGGUAUAAUUUCUCGUUCUUAAAAUUUGUCUUCAUUUCCAUGAUAUUGUAAAGCUUUCAAUUAGCAGAAUUCUUCAAUCUGAUACAAAGGCCCUUUUGGUCCUACUCUGACAUCCCUCACCAUUUAGUUUUGGUCUUUGUUGCUGGUAUGUCUUCCUCUACUUGACUUUUAAAUGUAGGUAUUCCACAGACUUCCAGUCUCAAUCUAAAUCUCUUUUGUGUCAACACACCUCUGGCUACAAUAUUAUCUAAAUUCAUGUAUUUAUUAAAGAUAGAUCAUUAAAAUAUUUUUCUUGAGUUUUAGAGAGAGGACAGAGAGAGACACAGAGAGAAAACAUCAAUGUGAGAGCAAAACAUCGAUCAGCUGCCUCCUGCAUGCCCCCACCAGCGGCUCAAGCCUGCAACCCAGGCAUGUGCCCUGAGCAGGAAUCAAAACAGCAACCUUUUGGUCCACUGGAGGAUGUCAAAAAACUGAGCCAUGACCAAGGCCAACUUCAUGUCUUAACUUUGACCCAAACACCUCCCAAAGCUACAUAGUCCAGGUUACUCUCUAACCAACCUACCUGCUUGUUCUUCUAACACUUUGAAGUCAACAUGUCUAAUACUUAAUUCAUUAUUUUCUUCUCCCAAUUCCUCCUCCUUUUUUUCAUUUCUCAGCAUGUUGUGCCACCUUUGGACUAGGUGGAACCCUGGGAUUCAUCCCAUCCAUUCUUUUUUAAAAAUAUAUUUUACUGAUUUUUUACAGAGAGGAAGGGAGAGGGAUAGAGAGUUAGAAACAUCGAUGAGAG
Molecule: messenger RNA, 5179 nt
Organism: Myotis myotis
Lineage: Eukaryota; Metazoa; Chordata; Mammalia; Chiroptera; Vespertilionidae
Gene: GPRC6A
Product: G protein-coupled receptor class C group 6 member A
Exons: 6
Coding region: 60-2846 (928 amino acids)
Biological process (GO): G protein-coupled receptor signaling pathway
Cellular component (GO): membrane
Molecular function (GO): G protein-coupled receptor activity
Source: RefSeq, a predicted model, not a curated record